Messenger RNA from Xenia sp. Carnegie-2017, 1884 nucleotides. RefSeq lists its product as uncharacterized. Lineage: Eukaryota; Metazoa; Cnidaria; Anthozoa; Malacalcyonacea; Xeniidae. The transcript has 9 exons. The record is from RefSeq and is a predicted model, not a curated record. Bases 538 to 1176 code for a protein of 212 amino acids.
CAGUAUUUCAAAACCCAUCCUCUGUUUUCCAAGGACUCAACUGCUUUACAAAUCAUGCUUUACUAUGAUGAGUUGGAAAUUGCAAAUGCCCUUGGUAGUAAAACUGGAAAGCAUAAGUUAGGAGUUGUUUACUACACAACUGGAAAUAUUGAUCCUCGAUAUCGAUCCCAGUGUGAUAACAUUCACCUACUCCUUAUGGCAACAGUUCCAAUUAUCAAAAAAUAUGGCAUUGACAUUCUCUUGGAGCCUUUCAUGAAUGACCUUGAAUACCUUGAACAAGAUGGUGGUCACCAGUUCAUUGUUAAAGGUGAACCUAUGUCAUUUUCUGGGACUAUUGUGUUGGUUUCUGGAGACAAUCUUGGAUCACAACUCAUGGGUGGAUUCAAAGAAGGUCCAGGUGCACAUUUGAAAUGCCGGCAAUGCAUGGGGACCACUGAACAAAUAAAGCAGAAGAAAAACAUUUUACACUUGGAACUCGUGCUGGUCAUGACCGCCAAUGUGAACUGAUUGAAGAAAACCCAGAACUGAGUAAAGCAUAUGGGCUUUGCAGGAGAUCAAUUCUUUGCAACUCUAGCAAGACAAAUGUGGUGCCUUGGAAAAUUCCUUCCUUUAGCUCUCGGCAGUGCCAUUCCUCAGGAUGAAGAAAAGUGGAUGCAUUUUCUGUUGCUCCUUAAAAUUGUUGACAUUGUUUUUUCACCAAUCACAAACACUGAUGAACUUGCUAUCCUGGAAGGAUACCUGAAGGAAUUUUUGUGGAAAUUCACCCAGCUUUAUCCUGGGCUUUCAGUUAUACCCAAGAUGCAUUACUUGGUUCAUUACCCAGCUCAUAUUUACAGAUUUGGACCAAUGAUUCGGAGCUGGUGCAUGCGAUAUGAAGCAAAGCACAGUUACUUUAAAAGAUUGGCUUCAUACCUUGGAAACUUCACUAAUGUUGCACUUAGCCUUGCUGAACGACAUCAAACCAGAAGUUGCUAUCUAAGAAAUCAACCCAUUGCAAAAAAGCCUAAAAUUGAUUCUGCAAAAGAAAUUGUUGCUAAGGAUAGUGAACAUUAUUAUUUGCUCAAAGAGAAGGAACCAAACUUAAGUGACAUUAGUAUUUUGUCAAGACAUGAACAUUUUUCUGUUAAUGCGAUCGAGAAACAUAGAACAAAUGUUUGUGGUUUUAAUUCGCCAUGAUGGAGGACUUAUAUAAAUAAAGAAAUUGAUUAUUGACCACAAUGAAAACGUAUUUGGCUUUUGUUCACCAUACCCUUGAGGCUGAGCUAUUUACGAAUAUAUAUUCUACUUUGUCAGAACUGCUUUAUAACUGAAGAAAUAUGAAGAUUGUAAGUAUCUUUUUCCUCGUUCAUCGUUUAUGACAGUAAUUUUACAAGACGUGUAUAUAUUGUGAGUCCACCAGGCCUUUUACAUGGCAAGCUAUGAAUGGGAAAUCAAAACAUUUUGUUCUUUAGCAACGUUUCAAUCUCCAGUGUCUCCAAGUCAAAUGCAGUUUAUUGGCCUUUGGCUGUUUUAAAUGUUUUCCUGAGCAUUUUUCUUUCUUAGAUCACGAUUCUUGUCUCGACAAUUGAUCGAAAGACAAGUCACUUUUAACCAACGAUUUAUGAUGAUGAAUAAAAUUACGCCAUUAUCAAACGCCCAAAUUUCGACAUUUUUUAAUGUGAAAAUCUUGUGGGAUAAAAACAUGGAAUUUAUCUUUAUAUAAAAAUCCUAACAAAUUAUAAAAAUCCUAAUUUUCUUACUGCAGUCAAUAUUUUCAAUUUCAUGUCGUGUGCGACAUGCACAGUUGUAAGAAAUGGCCAAUCUUGCUUCUGUACUUGCCGUCGUCGACAUGAAACUGGGGAUGUUUGUCAGAUAGCCUGAAAAUUAGCUAGAUACGAUGGUUAA